AUGUGGACCAUGGACCCUGGACAUUUUCUCUGUGCCCUGCUAUUUAUACAUCCACUGUGGCCUCAACUGACUGAUGGGGCUACUCGAGUCUACUAUCUUGGCAUCCAGGAUGUUCAAUGGAACUAUGCUCCGAAAGGAAGAAAUAUAAUCAAGAACCAGCCUCUAGACAAUGACACAAUUGCUUCAAGCUUCCUAAAGUCGGACAAGAACCGAAUAGGGAGUAUUUACCAGAAGACUAUCUACAAGGAAUACAGGGACAGCUCAUACAUGGAUGAAGUGACUCAACCAGCAUGGUUGGGCUUUCUGGGGCCAGUGCUGCAGGCUGAGGUGGGGGAUGUCAUGCUUGUCCACCUAAAGAAUUUUGCCACUCGUCCUUAUACCAUCCACCCCCAUGGUGUUUUCUAUGAGAAGGACUCAGAAGGUUCCCUAUACCCAGAUGGAUCCUCUGGGAAGCUGAAAGCUGAUGACUGUGUUCCCCCUGGGGGUAGCCACGUCUACAACUGGACCAUUCCAGAAAGCCAUGCACCCACAGAUGCUGACCCUGCAUGCCUCACCUGGAUCUACCAUUCUCAUGUAGAUGCUCCAAGAGACAUUGCAACUGGCCUAAUUGGACCUCUCCUCACUUGUAAAAGAGGAGCCCUGGACAAGAACAUAUCUCCUAGGCGGCUAGAUGUGGACCAUGAUUUCUUCCUUCUGUUCAGUGUUGUAGAUGAGAAUCUUAGCUGGCACCUCAAUGAUAAUAUCGCGAAUUACUGCUCAGAACCUGCCUCAGUGGACAAAGAAGAUAAAGCCUUUCAGGAGAGUAACAGGAUGUAUGCAAUAAAUGGCUUUGUCUUUGGGAACUUACCAGAGCUGAUCAUGUGUGCACAAAAGCGUGUGGCCUGGCACCUGUUUGGCAUGGGCAAUGAAGUGGAUGUCCACACAGCUUUCUUCCAUGGACAGAUGCUAACCAUCCGGGGCCACCGCACUGAUGUGGCUCAUGUCUUUCCAGCCACCUUUGUUACUGCUGAGAUGGUGCCCCAAGAGUCUGGCAUCUGGUUAAUUAGCUGUCAAGUAAAUAGUCACUUGCAAAAUGGCAUGCAGGCACUCUACAAAGUCAAGUCUUGCUCUGAGGCCCCUCCCGUGUACCAGCUCACAGGAAAAGUCCGACAGUACUUCAUUGAGGCCCAUGAAAUCCAAUGGGACUAUGGCCCAAUGGGGUAUGAUGGGAGUACUGGAAAGAGUUUAAGGGAGCCAGGCAGUGAGUCAGCUAAGUUCUUCCAGAAGAGUUCCAGUCGAAUUGGGGGUACUUAUUGGAAAGUCCGUUAUGAAGCCUUCCAAGAUGAGACAUUCCAGGAGAAGGUGAAGCUGGAGGAAGAAAAGCACCUGGGAAUCUUGGGGCCGGUCAUCCGGGCUGAGGUGGGUGACAACAUCGAGGUAGUCUUCUACAAUCGUGCCUCUCAGCCAUUCAGCAUUCAACCCCAUGGGGUCUUUUAUGAGAAAGACUACGAGGGCACUGUGUAUAAUGAUGGUUCAUUUCACCAUGGUUUGGUGGCUAAGCCCUUUGAAAAAGUAACAUACCACUGGACAGUACCACCCCAUGCUGGCCCCAGUGCUCAGGAUGCUGCUUGUCUGUCUUGGAUGUACUUCUCUGCUGCAGAUCCCAUAAGAGACACACAUUCUGGCCUUGUGGGUCCCCUGCUGGUGUGCAAGCCUGGUGCAUUGACUGCAGAUGGCAAACAGAAAGGGGUGGAUAAGGAAUUCUUUCUACUCUUCACUGUGUUGGAUGAGAACAAGAGCUGGUACAACAAUACCAAUCAAGCAGCCGCUAUGUUGGAUUCCCGACUGCUUUCAGAGGAUGUCAAGGGAUUCCAAGACUCCAAUCGGAUGCAUGCUAUUAAUGGGUUUCUAUUCUCUAACCUGCCCAGACUGGACAUGUGCAAGGGUGACAUGGUGAACUGGCACCUGCUUGGACUGGGUACAGAGACUGACAUGCAUGGGGUCAUGUUCCAGGGCAACACUGUACAGCUUCAGGGAAUGAGGAAGGGUGCUGCCAUGCUCUUUCCUCAUACCUUUCUCAUGGCCAUCAUGCAACCUGACAAUACUGGAAUAUUUGAGAUUUAUUGCCAAGAAGGUAAUCAUCGCGAAGCAGGGAUGAUUGCAAUUUACAAUGUCUCUCUAUGUCCUGGCCGCCAUGCUACCCCUCACCAGCGUUACCAGGCUGCAAGAAUCUACUUCAUCAUGGCAGAAGAAGUAGAGUGGGACUAUUGCCCUGACAGAAGCUGGGAAAUGGAAUGGCACAACCAGUCUGAAAAGGAGAGUUAUAGUCACAUCUUCCUGAGCAAUAAGAAUGGACUCCUUGGUUCAAAAUACAAAAAAGCUAUAUUCAGAGAAUACACUGAUGGUACAUUCAAGAUUCCUCGGCCAAGAACUGAACCAGAAAAACACUUAGGAAUUUUGGGUCCACUGCUUAGAGGAGAAGUUGGUGAUAUCCUUACUGUGGUGUUCAAGAAUAAUGCCAGCCGCCCCUACUCUAUGCAUGCCCAUGGAGUGCUAGAAUCUAGCAAUAGUCAGCAAAUGGCAGCUGAACCUGGUGAGGUGAUCACUUACCAGUGGAACAUACCAGAGAGAUCUGGCCCUGGACCCAAUGACUCUGCAUGUGUCUCCUGGAUUUAUUAUUCUGCAGUAAAUCCCAUAAAGGACAUGUAUAGUGGUCUGAUAGGACCCUUGGUCAUCUGUCGAAAGGGCAUCUUGGGGCCCCAUGGAAGACGAAGUGACAUGGAUCGAGAGUUUGCCUUGUUGUUCCUGAUCUUUGAUGAGAACCAGUCAUGGUAUCUGGAAGAGAAUGUAGCAACUCAUGGGCCCAGGAAUUCAGACCAAGUCAACCUACAAGAUGAGGCUUUCUUGGAGAGCAACAAAAUGCAUGCUAUCAAUGGAAAGCUCUAUGCCAACCUCAGAGGUCUUACCAUGUACCAAGGAGAACAUGUGGCCUGGUAUAUGUUGGCCAUAGGCCAAGAUAUUGACCUACACACUGUACACUUCCAUGCAGAGAGCUUCCUGUAUAGGAAUGGAGAAACCUACCGGGCAGAUGUGGUGGAUCUCUUCCCAGGGACCUUUGAGGUUAUAGAGAUGGUAGCCAGCAACCCUGGGACAUGGCUGAUGCACUGUCAUGUGACUGACCAUGUUCAUGCUGGUAUGGAGACCCUCUUCACUGUUUUUUCUUUUUCAGAAUCCUUAAACACUAUAUCCACUAUCAGCAAAGAGAUUGGAGAAGCAACAAUUUCUAGAGACAUUGCAGAAGAUAAUGUGAGAAUGCUAGGCAUGCAGAUCCCCAUAAAGGAUAUCGAGAUGGUGGCCUCUGCCUUGAUUGCUACAGGUAUCAUCCUUCUACUUAUUGCUAUUAGUCUUGGUGGAGUGGUCUGCUACCAGCGUAAGCAAAGAAAACUCCGGCGUAACAGGAGGUCCAUACUGGAUGACAGCUUCAAGCUUCUGUCCCUCAAGCAGUAA
Molecule: messenger RNA, 3486 nt
Organism: Echinops telfairi (small Madagascar hedgehog)
Lineage: Eukaryota; Metazoa; Chordata; Mammalia; Afrosoricida; Tenrecidae
Gene: HEPH
Product: hephaestin
Exons: 20
Coding region: 1-3486 (1161 amino acids)
Biological process (GO): iron ion transport
Cellular component (GO): plasma membrane
Molecular function (GO): oxidoreductase activity; copper ion binding
Source: RefSeq, a predicted model, not a curated record